UGUGACCUCUCGACCUGGGCUGUGUCCAACAGGUCGAUCGUGAAAACAAACUCCAUUCGUUACAUGAGCACACACCAGUUCUUAUUCUUGCGACGGCGGUGCUUGGUCCUUUCCUUCUGUCGGGAGGAAACCGAGCACGGAGAGACUGUGCGUGGGUAUUCCUAACAGAGCAGUAUCCUGGUGGAUCAAUCCAUUCGAAAUCUCCAGCUCUAGGAACUUCUUCAAGUCUUCUUGAAUCUUCGGCAUCAUUUGCUGCAACCGGUCCUUAUAAGUCCCCAAGUCCGUUGGCCGGCGAAUGGUGCCAUCGCGAGUCGCGCGCUCCCACGGUUGUUGCAAGAAAAGAUACGGUAGCAAUAGUUGCGGAUAUCCUCCACUUACCCUUGAGCACUUUUCGAUACCAGCCCAUCGCCGCUGACGGAGCCCUAUCGGCAGAGGAGUUUCCAGGAUCAACGACCGAGUUCCAAAUCGAGGACACGGAGUUUGCGGCAUCGACAACAGUGGUACAGAGUUGCUCUUUGGCUUCUUCCAAUGCAUAGUACUUCGCGCCGGAUUCUUCGAUUGUGAACGACUCCACAAGGUCGGCGAAUGCUGCGAGCGAUGCAACGAUGGAGAUGACGACUUCCCAGCCGGAGAGGGAGUCGCCCAAAGAAUUUUGUAUGAAUUGCUCAUAGAAUGGGGGUCUUUUUGGAUACUUGACCUUGUUUGUGGCCUUGCCCACCUUGACUACCAGCUAAGCUGGAUUUCAACGUGGAGGAAUUGAGGUGCAAUCAAGAAAUGGGUGGAAUGGAUGAUCAAGUUGUGCUCUGAUAGCGCUGAUGAGCUGGCCAGCGAGGAAGUGACUGAGUUCUCCUUGUUCCUGACAUGCAUGCUUCUCGCCGCAGCUGAAAGCACAGCCCACCAGCCAUGGGUACACUGCGUGCUCGUCACGAGACCGCACAACCAAUGGCACCAAACCACCCCAAGAGACCGCUGAGCCCUCUUCGGAUGAUAUAACCUAGGGUCUUGAGAGUAUAUUUGAAUGCGCAAGCAAUCGAGGCGCCAUCACCGAGCCCACUUUUACCAAUAUGUUCUGGCUUAUAUUCCCCUGGAAUCGCAUCCUCGAUCGAUUCUGGAUGGCACCGGAUACGGACAGCAAGGUUCAAACUCCCAUCGACCUUCUCUUGCUGGACGAUGAGCCGGAUGAUACAGGCCCGGUCACGUUUGGACCAGAAUACUGGCGCCAACUGGGCGAGCACACCACGCUGGAGCAAGCUGAAGUUGAGCAUGCGUUGGGCGAGUUCAAGAAACUGCAUACUAUGAAUCUCACACAUUUGCUCAAUCAACUAGUUCUCAUCAAGGCCAACGUAGAAAAGAACGGAACCACAAACAAGAAGCAGAUGACAGUGCUCAGGAAAACGCUUCACCACUAUUCGAACGCAAUCCGAGACUUCCAAUACAUCACCGGCCUCAACACCGCACCACGCAUAUACCGGAACCAAAAGCGCAUCGCUCUCGAAGGCAGCUUCCCGGGACUCGCCAACCCGUUCUCUGGCACCAAGAAUUCUCUGGCACCAAGAACGUCCCCUAUAACACAUCCUAUCGGACCCUCCAGGACCGCACCGUGCAAAGCCGCGACGGCGUCAGAGAAGUCCUGCGCAAGUUCCUCCCUAACCGUCUUUCCUGGACCAACCCCGAGCGACGCGCACGCCCAGACAUUUACUCAUCCCGGGGGGGGGGGGGGCCGAUAUCUAUUCUCCGUUUGUGGAUUCGACAGCGCGCUUAAUCAUCGGGAUGUUUGGAGGGUGUGCGCUUGUGGUGCCGUUGAUGGUGAUGAUAUUCCAGCCGUCGCUGACGAAGAGCCUGAUUACGGUAUCCAUGGCGGUAGUGUUAUUUGCGUUAGCAUUGAGUCUAGUGUUUGAGACGGACAACAAGGAUACUCUCUCUGCAACAGCGACGUAUGCUGCCGUUCUGGUGGUUUUCGUCGGGAUGAGCACAGGACACAGCUGAUGGAUGUUGUCAGGGACACUGGGGUUGAGCAUUUGGCACGUCUCUGAGCGUUGAUGCGCGACGAUGAACCUAAUCGAAUGAAUACGCUUGGUUGGAACAAGGUAUCCAAUAUCAGCCAUUUGCACCAAAUACCUGAGUCUCUAGCGAGAGGCUUUCUGCUCAGCAGGGCUGAGAUAACUGUUGGCUUUUGGUUUUGUC
Molecule: messenger RNA, 2184 nt
Organism: Cladophialophora immunda
Lineage: Eukaryota; Fungi; Ascomycota; Eurotiomycetes; Chaetothyriales; Herpotrichiellaceae
Exons: 3
Coding region: 1065-1898 (277 amino acids)
Source: RefSeq, a predicted model, not a curated record